GGGGAACCAGCGGGUAUUUAAAGGCUGCCCCUGCCCAGGCCCAUUCAGUCCGGCCAGGACGGCGACGGUGAAGCACCUGGGUUGAGAGGGAGGAGCAAGGUAACAGGCGACCCCUGCCUCUCCCAUCCCCAGCCCACGCCUCGGCUGAGGCGGGUGUGUGUGGGACCCGGGAGUGGCCCUCACAGUUCAUCGCCCACCAACACCUUCCUCCCCCACCAUCCUUACCCUAUCCAAACGACCUGGGCGAGCCAACCCAGGUGCGAAAGACAGUGAUUCUGAAGGAAGAGCUAGUAAGUGGAGAAGAAAGAGGGUGAUCCUCCUCGAGAAGAGGGAAGGCGAGCUCACAGGCAGGAGCACGUGGCACUCAGGGACCCCCCCAACCGAGGAGGCUCUUCUGAUUGACCCAUCGGAUCCCUGAACCAUGACCCAGACGGUCAACGAAAGGGAGGAUCCCCUCAAUCUGGGCGGCGGCGGCUGGGCAUCCUCCAUCCCACUGCGAACCUGGUCCUCCUACCAUCGACGGCAGAGGGGCUCUCAAAUGUCCAAGAGGCGAUACCGCGACGGCCCCAAAGCUGAGUACGAGGCUUCCAGGAAACAACCCAAGCAACAGCACAGCCCUGGCCCUUGGUUCCAACCACCCAGACGGCCCUAUUGGGCCGUGUACUCCAACUGGGGGCGCUGCGGAGGGCCCUGGCGCCCACCCCUGAUGGCAUUCCAGAGCCCUCUGUGCCCAGCGCAGAUGAUCCGGGCCUACGGUCUGCACCCGCUCUGCCUUUGCUGCUGCUCCUGCUGGAGCGGGCCCUGGAACCCCUGUUGGGAGAGACCCCCGGGCAGAAAGAAGCGCUGGGGCCGCAGGGGCCGUGGCCUGCGCCGCCACCCUCGUCGCUCCUUCCCGAGGAACCCACCGAUAGACCUGAGCAAGCUGCUGCGGCCGGUCAACCUUUACGGGUGGCGGGCGCCCGGGAUGCGAGCGCCCCGGAACACCACCCAGUUCAUCAUGAACCAGGUCUACGAAGACAUGAGGCAGCAAGAGAAGCUGGAGCGCCAGCAAGCAGCUUUGAGGGCACAGCAAGCCCAGGCCUCCUCGGGAGGCUCCACUGCCAAGGAGGCGCCCCACAACGGCGUCGAGGAAGACUCGGAGUUGCCGGAAGAUCUGUAUGGCUUCAUGGAGGAUUCCUCUCUAAACUUCAGUCCUGCUCCAGUGCAGCAAAUUCAGUCUCCCACCCCACAGCGGGUAGAGGAGGAAGAGAAAAAUGAUGAUGAUGAUGAUGGUGAUGAUGAUGGUGGUGGUGAUGGUGAUGAUGAUGAUGAUGAGUGUGAUGACGAGGUUUGUGAUGGAAAGGAGGAGAGCGAGGAAGAGGAGGAGGACGAGGAGGAUAGAGCCACAGAGGAUGAAGAUGUGGAUGAGGAGGAGGUCGAGGAGGCUGACAAUGGGCGAGAAGGAGAAGAGGACCAAGAAGAGGACAUGUUGGAAGAGGAGGGGCUGGAGGAGGGAGAGCAGAGAGAGGAAGACAAAUUCUUGCCUCUGGGAAUGCCUUUGUCAAUCCUAGUAGGGGACGAAGAGGACAGAGAGAACUUUAUAAACUAUGAUUAUUUAAGCCAAGAACAAAUAAUUCCCAAUGUGCCAGAGGCAGAUCUGUUUAUGGUACCGGACAUUAGCCAUUAGCCAUCAGGAAGGGAACUGAGAAACGAAAUGGAACUGAUUUGAGGCUAAUAUGGAUUAACAACUUAUUAAAUAACAAAUUCAAAAUGCUAUGGAUCUUCCUCAGAGGAACAUGAAGUUGCUUCUGUGGAACUGGUUAUCUGCCAUGGCCUCAACAAUCCAUAAUCCAUGCAUGGAGAGGAUUCCCCAUGGUCAGAAGUCAACUUGCACAUCUAGUUAAGAUCCAAGGUAACUGCAAACAAGGGCACAUGGCUUAGGAUUCGAAGCCUUGAUCAUGCAUAUAUACGUUGUAUACGUUCAGAGGCAAUAGAAACAUAGUUUUGCAGAAUGGAUUAAAGAAAUGAUUGUUGACUUUUGCGGGGGUGGAAUAUCUAA
Peromyscus leucopus (white-footed mouse) is the source of this 2038-nucleotide messenger RNA. It is a transcript of the gene Ccer1, whose product is annotated as coiled-coil glutamate rich protein 1. Bases 422 to 1666 code for a protein of 414 amino acids. The record is from RefSeq and is a predicted model, not a curated record. NCBI's taxonomy places the organism in Eukaryota, Metazoa, Chordata, Mammalia, Rodentia, Cricetidae. The transcript is spliced from 2 exons.